AUGAAUUAAAUUUAAGAUUUGUAGAUAAAGUGUUCAAAUAAAAAACAUGAUUGUAUUGUCUAGUUGGCUUGUUUUAAUGAAUGUUGUAAUGCGAAUAGAAUUUAUUGUUUUGAAUGUUUAAGAUUAGGAGAUCAUAUAGCUCAUCCAAAUGAUUAAUAUGAUUGGAAAAAAAUAUUUUAAGUUAUAGAACAAAUCAGAUAAUAAAGUGAUGAAUUAAUUAAAUAAUUAACUUCAAGUAUUGAAAAAAUUUAGAAAUCGUUUUCACUUUUAUGUUAAGCAUUAAAAUCAAAAUAUUAAUUAUCAAAAGAAUAAAUCUAAAAAUUUGAAAUAAAUUAAUUUAAUUAAGCCUUGGAUAAUAUGCUAAAAUAUAAUCGAAUAGCUUAAGGAAUAUAAUUAGAUAUAGAGUAAUGUUCAAAUGAUACAUUCAUAUAAAUUAAUAAAAUUAUAACAGAAUUAAAACUAAAUGAAUUAAUUUAUUAUAAACUAAAUGACUAAUAAAUAGUAUAAGCUGAAGAAUUUUUCUAAAAAGGUAAAAAAUUAAUAAAUCUAGGAUUUAAAUUAUACUCUGAUGAUAAAUAUAAAGAAGCUAUAGAUUAUUUAGAUUAAACAUUAUUGAUUAAUCCAAAUCAUAUAUUAGCAUUAUAGUUUAAAGGUAAAAUAUAUUAUAUACAAAUUUUAGCUUUUUCUUUAAGAUUGCUUGGCAAAUAUAACGAUGCAAUUAUUUGGGCUGAUAGAAUAUUAUUAAUAGAUUCAAGCCAUAUUGACUUAUUAUAUUUAAAAGGUAAAAAAUAUUAUAUAACAAUCUAAUUUUAAGGUUGGUGCUUACAAGCUUUAUUUAAAUAUUCUGAAGCCAUUUCUUAUUACGAUAAAGUGAUUUAAUUUGAUCCUAAUUUCUUUGAUGUUAAAUUAUUAAAAAGUAUUUUAUAUUUUAUUAUAAAGCUCAAUGUGAAAAAAAAUUAAGUUAAGAUUGA
Paramecium sonneborni is the source of this 971-nucleotide messenger RNA. The record is from the annotation of a GenBank genome assembly. Lineage: Eukaryota; Ciliophora; Oligohymenophorea; Peniculida; Parameciidae.